This is a messenger RNA of Rhodamnia argentea, 5728 nucleotides long. RefSeq lists its product as uncharacterized. NCBI's taxonomy places the organism in Eukaryota, Viridiplantae, Streptophyta, Magnoliopsida, Myrtales, Myrtaceae. Bases 1009 to 4995 code for a protein of 1328 amino acids. The record is from RefSeq and is a predicted model, not a curated record. The transcript is spliced from 8 exons.
CUCUCCUCUCUUCUCCAGAUUCUAUCGUCUCUCUCUCUCCCUGCGAAAGUUUUCCAAUUUCAAAAGAAAGGGUUAAACGAGAAGGGAAAAAGGGGGAAGGAGAAAACCACAAUUUCAGCAACAACGUUCCCAGACCCAGAAUCUACUCUCUCUCUCUGGAUUUUCUCCAUCGCCUCCUCAAGAAUUGAAUUUCGCGUUACGUAGGAUUUGAUUGAUCCACCGCGCGGUGUGCCCCCCUCUCUCUCUUGAUUUUUGGGUUCUUUUUUAAUCUUUUUUUCUUUUUUCGUCUUCUCGCCAUUGAAUGCCUCGAUCUCUUGCUCUCUGCACAUUUGGCCUAUUGCCCCGCUCGUCAUCUUCUUCUUCAUCGUCGUCGUCCUCCUCCUCUUCUCUCGUUCGGCGACCUCUCUGACAUUCCCUUUCCGGUUCUUUUGGUUCUUUCCUUGGAAUAAGAUUCGAGGCAUUUACGAAGUUUUAUGCCCCCAUUUCGCGGUUCUCGCUUAGGGUUUCGAUCGUCCGGCCUCCAAUCCGACACCCACGAUUCCUUCCACUUGUUUCGUUGUCUCUUAGGUCUCACACUCGUUUUGCUCCUCUAGGGUUUCCUCGCUGGCUUCUUGCGCGGAUUGGGAAGAGGAAGAAGGGAUUGUGUAGCCCCUUUGUAUGCUUUUUUUCUUUUGAUUUUCGGUCCCUUUUCUCUGAUUCAUUUGGGUUGUUGUCUGUUGGCGAUCUUUCUUUGGGAGUGUGGGUGCUGAUAAAUUUGCGACUUUGACUGCGAAAGUUUGUUGUUGGUUGCCAUCUGGAUUCUGAUGUUACGGGGAUUUUUCUUUCGGGAUAGCAGAAUUUCCUGCUGCUGAUACUUCUGGGGAAAAUUGCUUCUCUUCGGUUCUCUAUUAAACACGUUGAGAAUAGUGCUUGUUUCUGCUUCUUUUCCCGUUUUCCGGGUAAUUUCUUCUCUGUGAGGAAGCAUUGUGACAGUUUAGUUUGGCGUAAGAGGGAAGUCUUUGGGCGUGUAUGGGCAAGCAUGAGGAGUGGGCACAGCCACCAAAUGGGCUAUUGCCCAAUGGAUUGUUGCCUGGUGAAGCGGCAUCCGUGAUACAGGUGCUCGACUCGGACCGGUGGUUGAAGGCUGAAGACCGAACUGCAGAGCUCAUCGCGUGCAUUCAGCCCAACCCACCCUCCGAGGAGCGCAGAAAUGCUGUAGCCACAUACGUGAGACGUCUCAUCACAAAUUGCUUUCCUUGUAAGGUUUUCACUUUUGGCUCUGUGCCACUGAAGACUUAUUUGCCUGAUGGAGACAUUGAUUUAUCCGCAUUUAGCAGUAGUCAGGACUUAAAGGAUACAUGGGCUCAUCAGGUUCGUGACAUGUUGGAGAGCGAGGAAAAAAAUGAAGAAGCCGAGUUUCGUGUUAAGGAGGUUCAGUACAUCCAGGCAGAAGUGAAGAUAAUAAAGUGUCUUGUAGAGAAUAUUGUGGUAGACAUAUCAUUUAACCAGCUUGGUGGGCUAUGUACCCUUUGUUUUCUUGAAGAGGUUGAUAAUUUGAUAAACCAAAGUCACUUGUUCAAACGUAGCAUUAUCUUGAUAAAGGCUUGGUGCUACUAUGAGAGCCGUAUACUUGGUGCUCACCAUGGACUUAUUUCGACUUAUGCUCUGGAGACCUUGGUUCUUUACAUAUUUCAUGUUUUCAACAAUAACUUCGCCGGACCUCUUGAGGUGCUUUAUCGUUUUCUUGAGUUCUUUAGCAAGUUUGAUUGGGACAAUUUUUGUGUAAGCUUGUGGGGUCCUGUACAUAUUAGUUCACUUCCAGAUGUAACAGCUGAACCGCCAAGGAAGGACGGUGGAGAUUUAUUACUGAGCAAAGUGUUUCUUGACGCUUGUAACCACGUCUAUAGUGUUUGCCCCAUUGGUCAAGAAAAUCAGGGUCAACCUUUCAUUUCUAAACAUUUUAAUGUUAUUGAUCCCUUGCGGGUGAACAACAACCUUGGGCGCAGUGUUAGCAGAGGUAAUUUCUUUAGAAUACGCAGUGCAUUUGCAUUUGGAGCUAAGAAGCUUGCAAGACUGCUUGAUUGCCGUAAAGAAGACAUACUCUUUGAAAUAAACGAGUUUUUUAUGAACACUUGGGAGAGACAUGGUAGUGGCCAUCGUCCUGAUGCACCAAGGAAUGACUUGCGGCGGUUAAGAUUGUCAAAUGCUGAAAGCUUACACCGGUCCAAAAAUCUGCGAAGCAAUUUAACUGGCAAAAAGACUGAGAAUAUCUCAGUUCAUGAAAGUCAGUUUGAAAGUACUCAUGGUCCUCGUAGUGUCUCUUCUCAACAUUUAAAUCAUAUCUCGGAGAGUGCGUCUAGAAGAAGUGACGCUUCAACCAUAUCUCGUACGCAAAGUCAGAAGGAUUAUGUAAACAUGGACAGCUUAAGGGUAGCAGAUAGUAACAGACGGGAAACAAAUUCAAAGCUAGCUACAAGCAUUGAUAAGGAUCAGAGAAGUUCUAGAGCAGAUGGCUUGGUGAAUGAUACUCAAGGAAGAUACCUUUUUGCGCGAACACAUUCUAGUCCUGAACUGACUGACUCAUACAGUGAAGGCUCUUCCCAAGGAAGGUUUGAUAGAGGGCCUGACGAUGGAAAAAACCAGACUACGUCUGCAGGGUUGGAUCCUAGCAGGAGGAAGAUUUUGGAAACCGAUGGUACAAGCCUAGACAUUUCGUCUUCAGCUGAUGAUUCAGCAUUCGUCGGGCAAUCCUCAGUUCUGCGAGACAUGAAUACUGACUCAGACAGUGUAAAUAGUUACCAUGAUGACGGUUUUCGGUUAGGUGUCAGGGGCGAAAGUUUUACUUCUGUCUCAGGAUCACAAGGAUUGCAUCAAGAAGAACAAGAUCUUGUUAACAUGAUGUCAUCUUCUCAAGCACAUGCUUAUAAUGGACAGGUUCACAUGUCUUUAAAUUUUUCAGGUCACUUGCCACUGACUGUAAUUCAAAUGGGGCAUGCGCAGAGAAAUAUCCGUGGGAUGAUUCCUUCAAAUAUUCCAUUUGAGAGUCCCUGGUUAACAAAAAUGCCAUUUCCUCAUGGAUUGGUCCCUCCUUCGUUUGCUCACUAUUUCCCUGAUAUCAGCUUGGGCAUAAAUCCGGAAGAUGCCAUUGAACCUAAUGAACAUAAUAUCAGUUCCAAAGAUGCAAAUCUUGGUGAAGUUAAUGGUGAAUUCUGGCACGAGCAAGAGAGGGAGCCAACUGGAGGUUUUGAUAUAGGUAAUGGAGAUGUUCAGACUCUUCAAUCAGAUGAUCAGCAACAGUCAACUUCAACGUCGUACGGCUUUGGUCCUUCAUCUAGGGAAGACAACUCUAGCACUUACUCUAGAGUACAUCAGAAGUCUGUUCGGGAAAACCGAGGGCCGUCUAGGGAAGACAAACUAAAUGCAUUUCAACAUCAAGGUGGUAGAGAAAAUGAGGUUUACAGGGAUGACAGAUCUGGAAGUUUGAGGUCCUUGCGAGCUACUCUGGGUAGUUCUAGAAGUAAGACUUCCUCGGAGAGCUCUUGGGACGGAAUUUCAACGAAGUCAUCGAAGUCAACAAGAGAUAAAAGAGGUAGGAAAACUGGUCCUAGUGCCCUUCCAUCUAGUACUAAUGGGAAAGGGAAAAGCUUUUCAGAUCAUUCCUCUGCUCAGGCAGAUGAUGAUUCUAUGGACUUGAACCUUCCUUCGAGUAUUGGACAGGAAUUAACAGAAAGAAGCGCAGGACCUCAACCUGUCGGUUUGGGGCAUGUUCCGACACAUCAGUUGCCUGGGUUUGAGCCGGCUCAAACUGGUGGAACAGAUUCCAUGAUACCAUUUCUCUUGGGCCCGGGUUCUCGCGAAAGGCCUGUGGACAAUUCUCAGGUUUAUGCAUUUUACCCUACGGGGCCCCCAGUUCCAUUUCUUUUUUUUUCUCACAUGCCAAGCGAUGGUGGCAGUUCAGAUGCAUCAACGAGCCAUUUUAGUGUGGAAGAAGUCCUAGAUAAUAACGAUGCUGGCCAGAAUUUUGAUUCAUCCGAGGGGCUGGAUCAUCCAGAAGCAUUGGAUACUUCUGUUGCUGUUGGACCAUCGGUCCCUGUUGAGCCAUCUGAGCACAAGUCUGACAUACUUAACAGUGACUUUGCUAGCCAUUGGCAAAAUCUGCAGUAUGGACGAUUUUGUCAGACCUCUCGCUACCCUACUCCUAUGCUCUAUCCGCCACCCAAUGUCUUAUCCCCUAUCUAUUUGCCAGGCCGUUUUCCAUGGGAUGGAGCUGGAAGACCGCUCUCAGCAAAUUCUAAUGCUUUUAGUUAUGGGCCUCAUCUCGUUCCAGUUUCCCCAGUUCAAUCUAUUUCUAAUGGACCUGCCAGCGUUUACCAUGUUGACGAAAUGCCAAGAUAUCGUAGUGGGACAGGGACUUACCUGCCAAAUCCUAAGGUAUCAGCGAGGGAGCGGCACUCGUCCAACCCAAGAAGGGGGAAUUACAGCUAUGACAGAGGGGAUCACCAUGCUGAUAGAGAAGUGAACUGGAAUGGUGCUUCUAAAUCCAGACCUUCACGCAACCAUAAUCGCAAUCAGUCUGAGAAAUCUACCUCAAGGCCAGAUAGAGUGGCAGCAGGUGACGGCCAGUCUGAAAGACCGUGGGGAUCAUAUAGACAUGGAUCAUUUCCUUCGUACCAUUCUCAGAAUAGUCCCAUCCGCACAGCUACAACGCAAGGUGGUCCGGCCAAUGUAGCCUAUGGCAUGUAUCCUCUUCCAGCCAUGAAUCCAAGCAUUGUAUCGUCAAAUGGACCGACACUUCCACCAGUUGUAAUGUUUUACCCUUACGAUCAUAAUGCUGCAUACGCUUCGUCAUCAGAGCAGCUUGAGUUUGGGUCUAUUGGAACAGUGGGUUUCUCAGGCAUGAAUGAUGCGUCUCAACUGAAUGAAGGGAGCAGUAUAAUGGAGGAACAAAGAUGUCAUGGAGCUCCUGCUUCACGAUCUUCACCAGAUCAGCCGUCUUCACCCCACCUCCGGAGGUGAUCAAUUGGAACAGGCACUGUGUUUCAAGAUAUUGAAAUUGAGGAACUGCAGCUGGGAUUUUACUCGACAGUCCAGCUCUUGUCAGUAUCCUUGCUUGCAUAGAGACCAUUCAUCUUGCUUGCUUGACUAUUAAAGCAAUGGUGGCGAGAAAUCUCCCUUUUUGCAGAGGUUGGACCACCACUCUUCAACACCUCUUUUAACUGUUCCAUGAUGCCAUCAUCUGUGUCAUCUCCACAGCAAGCCCUGGUUAAUUUGCUCGAUCCAAAGUUGAGCGAAAAUGGUCUCUUAGUCGCUGCAUUUUUCGUACGAAGGUAGGUCUGAACAGAGAAAAUGCAGUGAGAAAUUUCACCUAAUGAAGUUUCAUCCUCCCCCUUUGUCGUGACUGAUCGGUAUCUGCCUCUUUGGCGAUGACCGUGCAAAAGAAAACCAAGGAGGUGGGGGAAGAAAUCGGAUUCCACACCGCAUCUGUUUCAAGGACAUUGCGGAGGGGUGGUAGGGGAGAGACUGCUGUCAAGGAGUAGAUUUCCAGCUUAGGUUCACACAUUUUACAGCUUAGUCGACUAGCAUCAUAAAAUUUGUUUGGAAAGAGUACUUUGGCUGUUACAGGAAUGUACAAGUUUCUUAAUCAGUAGGCAAAGGACUUAGGUUUUUCUCGCAGAAGUCUUGUUUGACAUGUUUGACACGGUAUCAUUUACACCAAUCCUGAAGGUGAAGUUACACAAGAUUUCUUCCA